Corylus avellana is the source of this 1729-nucleotide messenger RNA. RefSeq names its product Pentatricopeptide repeat (PPR) superfamily protein. Gene Ontology annotation, molecular function: protein binding; RNA binding. NCBI's taxonomy places the organism in Eukaryota, Viridiplantae, Streptophyta, Magnoliopsida, Fagales, Betulaceae. Gene Ontology annotation, biological process: RNA modification. The record is from RefSeq and is a predicted model, not a curated record.
UGAAGCCUUCCACGUCGCUCUACUCCUCACACCUCUUUUUCCACACACGAAGUCCAAAUGCAUGGUUCGGCUUCCAAUACCAACCGCCAAUCCCAUCUUCCCUCCAAACAUCCCCAACCUUAAUUCAAAUUUCAUCUCCAAAAAGCACCAAUGCCUCGCACUCCUCAAGCUCUGCUCCUCAGCCAAACACCUCGCUCAAGUCCACGCUCAAAUCCAAGUCUCUGGCCUCCACCGAGAUACCUUUCUCGCAAGCGAACUCGUCCGAAUCUGCGCUUUAUCUCCCUCGAGAAGCCUGAGCUAUGCGCGGUCGCUUCUCUAUCACUUUGACGAUUUGUCUCCCUUGCCGUGGAACCUUCUCAUCAGGGGAUAUGCGGCGAGUGACUCGCCGAGAGAGGCCAUAUGGGUGUUCUAUGAAAUGCGGAGUCGAGGAAUUAGACCCAAUAAGCUCACGUUUCCGUUCCUUCUCAAGGCGUGCGCUUCGGUUACGGCGCUUGGAGAGGGCAGACAGGUGCAUGCGGAUGUUGUGAAGUGUGGUUUGGACUCCGAUGUGUAUGUUCAGAACACUUUGAUCAGUGUAUAUGGGCUUUGUAGGAAGAUUAAGUUUGCCUGUCAAGUGUUCGAUGAAAUGUAUGUUAGGACUGUUGUUUCUUGGAAUGCGGUAAUUACUGCUUGUGUUGAGAAUUCGUGGUUGGGUGAUGGGAUUGAGUAUUUUGUGAAGAUGAGGGAUUGUGGAUUUGAGGCUGAUGAGACCACGAUGGUGGUUAUGCUUUCUGCUUGUACUGAGCUUGGAAACUUGAGCUUAGGGAGAUGGGUUCAUUCCCUAGUGAUUGUGAAAGGAAUGGUUUUGAAUUAUCAACUGGGUACUUCCCUUGUUGACAUGUAUGUGAAGUCUGGAAAUGUAGAUUAUGCGAAAUUGGUGUUUGAUAGGCUGGACAAGAGAAAUGUUUGGACGUGGAGUGCGAUGAUUCUGGGGCUAGCCCAACAUGGGUUUGCCAAGGAAGCCCUUGAUCUUUUCCUGAAAAUGAUGAAGACAUCAUCAAUACAUCCAAAUUAUGUCACCUUUCUUGGCGUCCUCUGUGCUUGUAGCCAUGCAGGACUAGUGAAUGAUGGGUACCGAUACUUUCAUGAUAUGGAGCAUGUGCAUGGGAUUAAACCCCGUAUGAUACAUUAUGGUGCCAUGGUGGAUAUCCUGGGCCGUGCAGGCCAUAUCAAUGACGCUUAUGCUUUUAUAAUGAAUAUGCCUAUUGAGCCCGACCCGAUUGUAUGGAGAACGUUGCUAUGUGCGUGCAUCAUUCAUCACGCUAACGACCAUGACGGAGUGGGGGAUAAAGUAAGAAAGAAGUUGCUUGAAUUGGAGCCAAGGAGGGGUGGGAAUUUUGUGAUGGUUGCAAACAUGUAUUCUGAAGUUGGGAUGUGGGAGAAAGCAGCGAAUGUGAGAAGGGUUAUGAAAGCUGGAGGGUUGAAGAAAAUGGCUGGGGAGAGUUCUAUCGAUUUAGGUGGGUCCAUCCAUAGUUUCUUUUCUGGGUAUGAUCCUCGAGCUGAUUGUGAGGGUAUUUACGAGUUACUAGAUGCAUUGAGCUUGCACAUGAAGAUGCCUAACUUCUUGUAGUUGAAAUUGCGUUUCAUGAUGCUGUAUUGUUGCAGAGUAUGAAACGGAAUCACACAACCUCUGAUUUUCCAUGAAAUUGGCUUCGGUCAGUUAAUUUUGUGCCCUAAAUUUUUUCUUUAA